AUGGAAGUAAUGCGUAUGGUGGCUUGAAGGGAUAUCCAAGUGAAAGUCUAUCGUAAGUCAGUUUAUUUACCUGAAGUUGAUGAAGAAUGUCAAAACUGCUUUCAAAACUGGCAUGUGAUUCUCUAUAAUUUGUGAGUAGCCUCCCUUAAUUUUCGUUUAACAUAUUUAGAGAUCCCUAGACUGUUAAACAUCCGAACAAAUGUUUGUUCAAAAUACGGGCUAUAAAGUUAACAAAGUUUAAUUGAUUUAUGGGGAAACAUCUCUUAAUAGUCCCGCGUCAACUUGCCACUCAUAUUGGUCAGUAAGAGGAUCAACUAUAAUCUCUCACUGGUCUGUUUUACUACAACUCCACCUUCCCAUUUGGCAGUAAUCAACUCGAUUACCCCGUUGACCAUUGGCCAACAGCACACUUAGUUAUGCGGCAAGGUAGGUGCCACUUAGUAGAACUAAGAAACACCAGCUCUAAACACAAGCUGUGGGUAAGCCCCAGGCUGUACAGUCACACGCACGCUCACACACUGAUAUCAAAAGUAGACCAACGCUGAAUGCUGGGCACAUAACCUCUUGAUUGGCCACUUAUGCCCGACGAUUGACCAUCCUAUAAACAAGUAGUAUUGUCGCGCUAAUGGAGUCUUAAGCAAAUGAGAAAAACAAAGUAUGGGGAAACCUGAAAAAAAAAAAAAAGAACGCAACAAAACAAAGAACGUGUCGGCAAGAUGCCUUCUUCAGCGAAAACACAACAGUAAAAACAAUAUAAUUAUAAAAAAAAAUAAUACUAAUAAAUAAAAAACCAACCCCGCUUCAAUGUAGUAUCCGAGACGACAGCAAGAGGAAUGUGACAGAACAUAAGAUUAUAGAGAUUAAUGAGUCUUUAACAAAUUUUAAGUUGACGCCGGUUUAAGACAAAACAGCCUACGUGUCAUGUAGAUUGAAUUCUCUCUCUCUCCCCCCCCCCCCCAGNCACAUAGGUCUCUUACAAUGUCUUGCUACACAUAGGUCUCUUACAAUGUCUUGCUACACAUAGGUCUCUUACAAUGUCUUGCUACACAUAGGUCUCUUACAAUGUCUUGCUACACAUAGGUCUCUUACAAUGUCUUGCUACACAUAGGUCUCUUACAAUGUCUUGCUACACAUAGGUCUCUUACAAUGUCUUGCUACACAUAGGUCUCUUACAAUGUCUUGCUACACAUAGGUCUCUUACAAUGUCUUGCUACACAUAGGUCUCUUACAAUGUCUUGCUACACAUAGGUCUCUUACAAUGUCUUGCUACACAUAGGUCUCUUACAAUGUCUUGCUACACAUAGGUCUCUUACAAUGUCUUGCUACACAUAGGUCUCUUACAAUGUCUUGCUACACAUAUGUCUCUUACAAUGACUUGUAUCACAUAGGUAUCUUGCAAUAUCUUGUUUCACAUAGAUAUCUUAAAACGUUUUGUAUCGCAUAGGUACCUUACAAUGUCUUGUACCACAUAGGUAUCUUAAAAUGUCUUGUUUCGCAUAGAUCUUUUAUGGCGGCAUACAUCACAACUUAAUUUUUAUUGUUUCGGAAAUUUUCGGUUCGAGAGCCAGUCAUUGACCAAGUUUCAUCCUUACGCAGCCCGUCAUUGACCAAGUUUCAUCCUUACGCAGCCAGUCAUUGACCAAGUUUCAUCCUUACGCAGCCAGUCAUUGACCAAGUUUCAUCCUUACGCAGCCUCUCAAAAAUGCCAUUUUUAUUGACGUAGCCCUCAACCUUUUGCUGGCUUUUAUUUUUAACUUUUAUUUCUAAGGAAAUCGGUAUAAUUUGUUUAAAAAUUAUAAAUGGUAAACGUGAGCUUAAAUAGGUCAAUAUGCAUAGACAAAAUAUAAAGUUCUCACUCGUCACUCUAACUUCAGCUUAACGAUUGGACUUGUUGAAGCCCCCGGGGGUUGGGGGAGGGUGGAGGGAGGGGUAAAACAAAAACCAAGACAAAAAUGUAACCCCCACCCCCCCCGCAACCUGUGGUUUGUUUCUUGACCUAUCACGUUGCUUUCGGGGUGCGGAGCCAGGUCGGGACUGGUCAUCUGGGCAGCACUGAAAAUGAUAACUUAAAGUUCCUGAUACCUCAUAACAUUAUCAUUGAUGCGUCCCUGUCCUCAGGUGUGCCGCUGUUCAUAUGGUUUUUCGUGUACCUCUCCAUCGACUACUAUCAGUCGCUGGAGACCGCCGACAUCUGGUACGAGCCCAUGGACAUGGACGCCGACUGGGAGUAUUGGAACUACCAGAUCGACGUGCCCAUCUUGUACGUGCCCGCGUGCCCGGCACUCACGGAGAUGUUCCUAGUGGGCAAGAAUGCCACCACGCGUAUGUGAAACUUGGGAAAAAAAAACAUUUUGUAUUGAGUUAUGUUUUAUCUUUAUUAAAUCAUGGUUUAAGAGAAUUUGUGUUUGAGCGUGUGCAGACCCCAUUAAUCGAUCGAGACGUUGUAAAUAAAUUGUUAUUAUUAUUGUUGUUGUUGUUGCUGUUGUUGUUCGUCCUUCGCAUGCAGUGAGAACCAAGGCGUUCGAAUUGACUUGCGCUGUAUCUUGUUUAAAGAGAGGGAGAUUAGCUGGAGUUGUCAGCCUCCCCCUCUUGCCCUUUCCUAUUUGUUCCAGUGGUAAGACUUGGUCAAGACGACUGGAGAUAGACGAGGACGCACUGGAUGACCAGCAGUGACUCGUGUGGCCACGUGUGCUCUUGAUGCGUUCGACAAGGCAGAAGUUGUCGCAUUUUCAUUGUGUCAAUGUCAUACCGCCUACGGGAGUACAACUCCGGUUUUCAUUUUAGAGUUUGCCUUCUCUUAGAUGAGCUGCCAUCUAGGGUUAACGAGUUCCAUCCACCAGGGGGAGCUGUAUUUUUUGUUUUUGCUAGUCCAGGCUUUUGCUCGGGAUUGAAAUCCAGUCCCACACGCUUGGGAUAGACCACGCAGUGCGAGAAUGCAGCGCUUACAUUCAAUCAGUGCUAGCUUGAUUUUUAGAUCAAUCGCAAAGUUGAAUUAUAACUUGAUUAAUAAUUCUUUAAUGUCCAUUUUAAAACAUCACGGACACAUGGACAUUUAUAAGGCUGAGUAGCGGCAAGUUGGGAUCACACAUGGACUAGUUGAUUUAUCAACCUAGUAAUCAGGCAAUGUUAUAGCUUGUUGAUUUAUCAACCUAGUAGUCAGGCAGUGUUAUAGCUUGUUGAUUUAUCAACCUAGUGUCAGGCAGUGUUGCAGCUUGUUGAUUCAUUAACCUAGUACGAGUCAGUGUUAUAGCUUGUUGAUUUAUCAACCUAGUGUCAGGCAGUGUUGCAGCUUGUUGAUUCAUUAACCUAGUACGAGUCAGUGUUAUAGCUUGUUGAUUUAUCACCCUAGUACCAGGCAGUGUUAUAGCUAGUUGAUUUAUCCACCAAGUACCAGGCAGUGUUAUAGCUAGUUGAUUUAUCAACCUAGUACCAGGCAGUGCUAUAGCUUGUUGAUUCAUUUACCUAGUACGAGUCAGUGUUGUAUCUUGUUGAUUUAUCAACCUAGUACGAGGCAGUGUUAUAGCUUGUUGAUUCAUCAACCUAGUACCAGGCGGUGUUACAGCUAGUUGAUUCAUCAACCUUGUACCAGGCAGUGUUAUAGCUAGUUUAUUUAUCAACCUAUACUACCAUGCAGUGUAGUGUCUAGAUGAGUUAUCAACCCAACACCAUGAAGAGUAUCAUCUUUUAAAAAUCAUACCAUUGAUCAGAUUGAUAUUCAUUCGCUGACGCGGUGACUCCCACAUUAGCUGCAAUAACAUAUGCCCCCCCCCUGAAAAGUGCUGUCGUCAAAUAAAGUGACAAGUUAUGGAAAGACAGAGGUGAGAGAUUUGUGACAACGAUCCUCCCUCCUCCUCCCCCACCCCCCACCCGUUCACCAGCACUGUGCUAAAACACAUUCAGUGCGCACGCAAUGUGAAUCUUUUUUUUUUGUUUCCCAUUGAAGUUAUACCUAGACAACGAUCCUCCCUACUCCUCCCCCCCCCCCCACCCGUUCACCAGCACUGUGCUAAAACACAUUCAGUGCGCACGCAAUGUGAAUCUUUUUUUUUUGUUUCCCAUUGAAGUUAUACCUGUGCUCGGCUUCAGCUCAAUAGCCAAGGGCUACAAGUACUCGAUGGACACCAAGAACAGCCACCCACUGAUCGCGUUCGAUGAGCUCAACUCUCAAUCGAAGCAAGUGCCCACAGAUUUAAAGUUUAAAGUUGUCCUGGACAAGAACGUUAAUACAGAAAAGGUUUUCGGAAACGCAUUCUGUAAGUAAUUCGGUUACCUGCCCCUAGAGUCUUACACGAGCUUGAGUCUUGCCAUUUGAAGCACUGCUGGGGACGUCACGAUCCACACCUGUCUCCUUGAGGUCACGUCGUCACGCUUCACAGCUGUUUCUGUGAAGUCACACUGUCACGCUCUACACCUGUUAUUGUGGAGUCACACUGUCACGUUCCACACCUGUUACCGUAAAGUCACACUGUCACGCGCUACACCAGUUACUGUGAAGUCACACUGUCACGUUCCACACCUGUUGUUGUGAAGUCACACUCCACACCUGUUAUUGUGAAGUCACACUGUCACGCUCCACACCUGUUAUUGUUACUCUGAAGUCAACCUUAAAUAAAAUAAUUAUGAAAUGCUUUUAAAAAAAAUACAAUAAGGUCCUGUCCCCUUUCUUUUGCCAUCAUUACAAACUCAUCAUCCCCUUUCUUUUGCCAUCAUUACACACUCAUCAUCCCCUUUCUUUUGCCAUCAUUACAAACUCAUCAUCCCCUUUCUUUUGCCAUCAUUACAAACUCAUCAUCCCCUUUCUUUUGCCAUCAUUACAAACUCAUCAUCCCCUUUCUUUUGCCAUCAUUACACACUCAUCAUCCCCUUUCUUUUGCCAUCAUUACACACUCAUCAUCCCCUUUCUUUUGCCAUCAUUACACACUCAUCAUCCCCUUUCUUUUGCCAUCAUUACAAACUCAUCUUCCCCUUUCUUUUGCCAUCAUUACAAACUCAUCAUCCCCUUUCUUUUGCCAUCAUUACACACUCAUCAUCCCCUUUCUUUUGCCAUCAUUACACACUCAUCAUCCCCUUUCUUUUGCCAUCAUUACACACUCAUCAUCCCCUUCCUUUUGCCAUCAUUACACACUCAUCAUCCCCUUUCUUUUGCCAUCAUUACACACUCAUCAUCCCCUUUCUUUUGCCAUCAUUACACACUCAUCAUCAUCUUCAGAUUACUCCACGUCCGGCGCUCUGGUAGCCGAGACGUUCAUGACCCAUAUAUUCAUCAACUACUGGAGGAUCAAGCAGGGCCUGGAGCCGAUCACCUUCCACUUGGCCACACAGCAGAUGCCGAUACCCAAGAGGAACGCCAACCCGAUGCGGCAGGGCAUCAUCGCCAACACCAAGUCGGUGUUCUUCUUUGUCUUUCUAGCGUUCGUCUGCUUCGCCACCAGGACCCUCGUGGAGGAGCGGGAGCUGAAGCUCAAGGUAAGUCCCAUCGGCCUUCUAACGCGCUUGAAUUUCAAAAUGCGGACCAUCUCUUGCGGUGUGGGUAUGUGGUUUUAAAACACCGCCACAGACGAACGUUGCCGUGGGCGUUGGAUGUUGCGCCUGCGGAUAAACGGGGGGGGGGGGAAAUUCGGUUAAAACGGCAACUUGAACAAAUAAAAAGGGACUUUUAAUAUCAAUAAAUAAUAAUGAUAAUAAAUUAUUGGCAUUUGAAAUAUGAAAACAUAGAUCUACACAUUUUUUUUACGGAUUUUAGAAUAGUCUUUAGGGGGUACCUCACAGUCGCAGAUGAAUUGUUCACGGUAGGCUUACCUAAACAAUAUUAAUUUGACAAAUACAUGGUUUCACUUUAACGCCGAUUCGGAAAUGGUGCAUAUUAACCAUUUGGCCUCCUAACAUAGUGCGCGAUGCGGAGAGUACAGAGUAGAAUAUACAGUGAUUGUAUCUGUACUUGGAUUAUUAUUGAGGUUACUAAAUUCUUAAAAGGUUCACAAGAAAAUGUAUCGGGUAGGAUGAUGCUAGAUCCAUCAAUAUAUAUAUGUAUAUGUAUGUAUAUAUUUAUUUAUUUAUAUAUUUAUUUAUUUAUCUAUUUAUUUAUUUAUUUACAUAUAUAUUUAUAUAAUAUAUAUACAUAUUUAUAUAUUUAGUUGCCUGAAAUCGAUUGUAGAUGACGAUUUGAAUACUGCAAUGGGUAAAAAGCCAAAGACUGACUAGUCAAUGGGGAGAUAACGGCGAGACGGCAAGGGUACGCCCAGAAAAAGGAGAGUUGGUGUACGAAAGCAAACAAAUUUAAGAGUUUUGGAAAAAUAAAAUUCAUAUUGAUGACACCCUCCCCCCCAAAAAAAAACAAACAAAACAAACAACAACAACAAAACAACAAACAAAAACAACAACAAACAAACCGCGUUUUUCAAUGGAUAUGAAUACACCACGCGCCACAACCCACGCCCCACACACCAUACCCCCCCAACCCUUCUGCUUUCCAAAUAUGAUUUAUAAAAAUCGCUUCAAGGUGUUGUUUAGCCAAAAAAUGACGUUAUUUGGUUUCAAAUAUGCAACUCUUUAACACCAAAGAGCUCCAGAGACUAGGUAUGUCGACUUUCUACUACAGUGGUCGGCAAACUCAUUGGUCAAAAGAGCAAAAAAUCAUCAGCAGAAAUAUUUGAAAAAAUAAUUGAGAGCCAAAUUUCUUUUCAUGAACCUUUUUCCAGAGUCAAAAACCGAUUUGUAGCCGACUGGGUGUGCCGCACUCAGGUCGCUAAAGAACCGAUUUGUGGCCGACUGGCUGUGCCGCACUCAGGUCGCUAAAGAACCGAUUUGUGUCCGACUGGCUGUGCCGCACUCAGGUCGCUAAAGAACCGAUUUGUGGCCGACUCUCUGUGCCGCACUCAGGUCGCUAAAGAACCGAUUUGUGGCCGACUGGCUGUGCCGCACUCAGGUCGCUAAAGAACCGCUUUGUGGCCGACUGGCUGUGCCGCACUCAGGUCGCUAAAGAACCGCUUUGUGGCCGACUGGCUGUGCCGCACUGCGGUCGCUAAAGAACCGAUUUGUGGCCGACUGGCUGUGCCAUGUGCCGCACUGAGGUCGCUAAAUAACCGCAUGCUGCACGUGAGCCGUGGUUUGCUGACCACUGCUCUACUAGACCUUCAGACAUUAGCCCCCCCCCCAAACUCUUCCCCUCACCCCCCUUCAGUCUUCACAUCACGAUUCUGUGUUUUUCGCAUUCCAGGAAUCCAUGACGCUGAUGGGGCUGACUGAAGAGAUUUACUGGCUCGCCUGGACUUUCGUCAAUACGUUCUGGGUUUGCUUCCUGGUGACCGGGACGGUCGUGAUGCUGUGUGUCGACCUGACCGGCGGCGGCCACAUGUUGCACGCCUCCUCUGCCCUCAUCGGGUUCGUGUCGUUCCUGCACAUCGCCGACCUCAUCUCCUUCUCGCUGCUCGUCUCCUACUUCAUCAAAAAGGGUUAGUGUCAAAGCUGUGUAUAGUGCUACCACACCUUGGGAAAUUUCCCUUAAGAUCUUGGGAAUUCACUACUCCAUUCAGGGCCAAAACUCACUUUUUUAAAAAAAAUGCCCAAGAUCCUUUAAAAAAUAAAUCUAAUAUAUUUCAUGAUCUUGGGAAAUCUUUGGAAAUGUUUUGACCAAAUCUUGGGAAUUAAAAAAAGAUUGAGUGGCAGCCCUAGUUGUGUACUCGCUGGGUUUGCACAGUUUGGAUGUGUACACGUUGAAUGUUUACACUUUGUCUGUGUCCGUGUUGUCUGAGUAUAUUAUAGUCGCUGUGCACACGCUGGGUGUGUGAACUUCGACUGUGCACAAGUUGUCUAUAUUCAUGUGAUCUGUUUAACAUAUUAUAUGUGUAAAUCUUAAAUGUGUAUUUGUGUACAUGUUAUCUGUGUGCAUGUUAUCUGUGCACAUGUUAACCGUGUUUAUUUUAUAUGCGUGCAGUGUACGUUUCAUCUUUGCAAGGUUAACUGCGUAUUUAAAUGCGUACAUGUUAUCUGUGUACAUGCUUUGGGGUGGGUGUCAGUACUGUAACAGAGGGGGCGGAGUUAAUAAGUCUGUAGAGUUGGGUUUUUUUUUGGGACGGAUGUAGAAUCGUGGGUGAGAAAAACAGGAAGAUAUGGAUAAAUGACAACAACAAUAUAUAAUGUAAACAAACCCAUAGCUUAGUGCUAGAGACCCAUUCACCAGUGGCACAGUCUUAGAGACUCAUUCACCAGUGGCACAGUCUUAGAGACCCAUUCACCAGUGGCACAGUGUUAGAGACCCAUUCACCAGUGGCACAGUCUUAGAGACCCAUUCACCAGUGGCACAGUGUUAGAGGCCCAUUCACCAGUGGCACAGUGUUAGAGACCCAUUCACCAGUGGCACAGUGUUAGAGACCCAUUCACCAGUGGCACAGUCUUAGAGACCCAUUCACCAGUGGCACAGUCCUAGAGACCCAUUCACCAGUGGCACAGUCUUAGAGACCCAUUCACCAGUGGCACAGUCUUAGAGACCCAUUCACCAGUGGCACAGUCUUAGAGACCCAUUCACCAGUGGCACAGUGUUAGAGACCCAUUCACCAGUGGCACAGUCUUAGAGACCCAUUCACCAGUGGCACAGUCUUAGAGACCCAUUCACCAGUGGCACAGUCUUAGAGACCCAUUCACCAGUGGCACAGUCUUAGAGACCCAUUCACCAGUGGCACAGUCUUAGAGACCCAUUCACCAGUGGCACAGUCUUAGAGAACCAUUCACCAGUGGCACAGUCUUAGAGACCCAUUCACCAGUGGUACAGUCCUAGAAACCCAUUCACCAGGUGCACAGUCUUAGAGACCCAUUCACCAGUGGCACAGUGCCAGAAACCCAUUCACCAGUGGUACAGUACCAGAAACCCAUUCACCAGUUGCACAGUCUUAGAGACCCAUUCACCAGUGGCACAGUACCAGAAACCCAUUCACCAGUGGCACAGUCUUAGAGACCCAUUCACCAGUGGCACAGUGCCAGAAACCCAUUCACCAGUUGCACAGUGCCAGAAAGCCAUUCACCAGCGGCACAAUCUUAGAGACCCAUUCACGAGUGGCACAGUCUUAGAGACCCCUUCACAAGUGGCACAGUGCCAGAAACCCAUUCACCAGUGGCACAGUGCCAGAAACCCAUUCACCAGUUGCACAGUGCCAGAAACCCAUUCACCAGUGGCGCAGCGCUAGAGACCCAUUCACAAGUGGCACAGUCUUAGAAACUUUUUGAGCUUUAGAAUAGUGUUAGAGAACUUUUGACCAAUAGGACAGUUUUUUUAGAGACCUUUUGACCAGUAGGACAGUGGUAGAGACCCAUUCACCAGUAGGACAGUCUUAGAGACCUUUUUACCAUUAGAACAGUGUUAGAGACCUUUUGACCAGUAGGACAAUGGUAGAGACCAUUCACCAGUAGGACAGUGUUAGAGACUCAUUAACCAUUAGGACAGUUUUAGAGAGCAUUUGACAGUAAGACAGUGGUAGAGACUUUUGAUCAUUGGACAGUGUUGGAAAAUUUUAUACCAGUAAGACAGUGUUAGAGACCUUUCGACUAUUAGGACAGUGUUAGAGACAUUUUGACCAGUAGGACAGUGUAAGAGAGCCAUUCACUAGUAGGACAGUAUUUGAGACUCACUGACCCGUAGGACAGUGUUUCCAUUCACGAUUCACGAAUACGACAGUGUUAGAAAACAAUUGACCAGAAGAACAGUGUAAGUCACCACUUGAUAAGUAGGAAAGGGUUAGCGACCAAAUAAAACAUGGCUUGAGACCCAUUGACCAAUAAAACAGUGUUAGAGACCUAUUGACCAGUACGACAGUGUAAGAGACGUCUUAACCUCUUGGACAGAGGUCGAGAGCACUGAGAUCACUGAGAGCACUGAGAGCAAUGAGAACACUUAGAGCACUGAGAGCACUGAGAGCACUGAGAGCAUUAAUAUACGGCAUGUUAGGAUGUAAGAACGAUGUGUAUACUAAAAACACGCGUGUUCAUGUACUCCCUUCUUGGUCCAGCUCGUCACGUGACUCCUACAAUUAUCAUCGUGAGCUCAGCAAGUCUGUGGAUCUCGACGUUCCUGGACACAACAAUCAAAAGCUUGCCUGCUAGGUACAUCAUCGGCACGGUGCUCUUCUGUGUGGGCUACGACUCUGUCAUGAGGAAAAUUAUAGAAAAUGAAGGGAGAGGUGAGUGAAGUGAGCAAUGAAAGGAGAGGUGAGUAAAGACAGAAAUGACGAGAGAGCUAGUAAUGAUAUGAGUGAAGGUAGAGGUGAGUAAUGAUAUAAAUGAUGAGAGAGCUAGUAAUGAUAUGAGUGAAGGUAGAGGUGAGUAAAGACAGAAAUGAUGAGAGAGCUAGUAAUGAUAUGAGUGAAGGUAGAGGUGAGUAAAGACAUAAAUGAUGAGAGAGCUAGUAAUGAUAUGAGUGAAGGUAGCGGUGAGUAAAGACAGAAAUGAUGAGAGAGCUAGUAAUGAUAUGAGUGAAGGUAGAGGUGAGUAAAGACAGAAAUGAUGAGAGAGCUAGUAAUGAUAUGAGUGAAGGUAGAGGUGAGUAAAGACAGAAAUGAUGAGAGAGCUAGUAAUGAUAUGAGUGAAGGUAGAGGUGAGUAAAGACAGAAAUGAUGAGAGAGCUAGUAAUGAUAUGAGUGAAGGUAGAGGUGAGUAAAGACAGAAAUGAUGAGAGAGCUAGUAAUGAUAUGAGUGAAGGUAGAGGUGAGUAAAGACAGAAAUGAUGAGAGAGCUAGUAAUGAUAUGAGUGAAGGUAGAGGUGAGUAAAGACAGAAAUGAUGAGAGAGCUAGUAAUGAUAUGAGUGAAGGUAGAGGUGAGUAAAGACAGAAAUGAUGAGAGAGCUAGUAAUGAUAUGAGUGAAGGUAGAGGUGAGUAAAGACAGAAAUGAUGAGAGAGCUAGUAAUGAUAUGAGUGAAGGUAGAGGUGAGUAAAGACAGAAAUGAUGAGAGAGCUAGUAAUGAUAUGAGUGAAGGUAGAGGUGAGUAAAGACAGAAAUGAUGAGAGAGCUAGUAAUGAUAUGAGUGAAGGUAGAGGUGAGUAAAGACAGAAAUGAUGAGAGAGCUAGUAAUGAUAUGAGUGAAGGUAGAGGUGAGUAAAGACAGAAAUGAUGAGAGAGCUAGUAAUGAUAUGAGUGAAGGUAGAGGUGAGUAAAGACAGAAAUGAUGAGAGAGCUAGUAAUGAUAUGAGUGAAGGUAGAGGUGAGUAAAGACAGAAAUGAUGAGAGAGCUAGUAAUGAUAUGAGUGAAGAUAGCGGUGAGUAAAGACAGAAAUGAUGAGAGAGCUAGUAAUGAUAUGAGUGAAGGUAGCGGUGAGUAAAGACAGAAAUGAUGAGAGAGCUAGUAAUGAUAUGAGUGAAGGUAGAGGUGAGUAAAGACAGAAAUGAUGAGAGAGCUAGUAAUGAUAUGAGUGAAGGUAGAGGUGAGUAAAGACAGAAAUGAUGUGAGAGCUAGUAAUGAUAUGAGUGAAGGUAGCGGUGAGUAAAGACAGAAAUGAUGAGAGAGCUAGUAAUGAUAUGAGUGAAGGUAGAGGUGAGUAAAGACAUAAAUGAUGAGAGAGCUAGUAAUGAUAUGAGUGAAGGUAGCGGUGAGUAAAGACAGAAAUGAUGAGAGAGCUAGUAAUGAUAUGAGUGAAGGUAGAGGUGAGUAAAGACAGAAAUGAUGAGAGAGCUAGUAAUGAUAUGAGUGAAGGUAGAGGUGAGUAAAGACAGAAAUGAUGAGAGAGCUAGUAAUGAUAUGAGUGAAGGUAGAGGUGAGUAAAGACAGAAAUGAUGAGAGAGCUAGUAAUGAUAUGAGUGAAGGUAGAGGUGAGUAAAGACAGAAAUGAUGAGAGAGCUAGUAAUGAUAUGAGUGAAGGUAGAGGUGAGUAAAGACAGAAAUGAUGAGAGAGCUAGUAAUGAUAUGAGUGAAGGUAGAGGUGAGUAAAGACAGAAAUGAUGAGAGAGCUAGUAAUGAUAUGAGUGAAGGUAGAGGUGAGUAAAGACAGAAAUGAUGAGAGAGCUAGUAAUGAUAUGAGUGAAGGUAGAGGUGAGUAAAGACAGAAAUGAUGAGAGAGCUAGUAAUGAUAUGAGUGAAGGUAGAGGUGAGUAAAGACAGAAAUGAUGAGAGAGCUAGUAAUGAUAUGAGUGAAGGUAGAGGUGAGUAAAGACAGAAAUGAUGAGAGAGCUAGUAAUGAUAUGAGUGAAGGUAGAGGUGAGUAAAGACAGAAAUGAUGAGAGAGCUAGUAAUGAUAUGAGUGAAGGUAGAGGUGAGUAAAGACAGAAAUGAUGAGAGAGCUAGUAAUGAUAUGAGUGAAGGUAGAGGUGAGUAAAGACAGAAAUGAUGAGAGAGCUAGUAAUGAUAUGAGUGAAGGUAGAGGUGAGUAAAGACAGAAAUGAUGAGAGAGCUAGUAAUGAUAUGAGUGAAGGUAGAGGUGAGUAAAGACAGAAAUGAUGAGAGAGCUAGUAAUGAUAUGAGUGAAGGUAGAGGUGAGUAAAGACAGAAAUGAUGAGAGAGCUAGUAAUGAUAUGAGUGAAGGUAGAGGUGAGUAAAGACAGAAAUGAUGAGAGAGCUAGUAAUGAUAUGAGUGAAGGUAGAGGUGAGUAAAGAUAUAAAUGAUGAGAGAGUGAGUAAUGAUGCAAAUGAAGGUAGAGGUGAGUGAAGACAGAAAUGAUGAGAGAGUGAGUAAUGAUAGAAAUGGGUGGAGAGGUGAGUAAAGACAGAAAAAUGAUGAAAGCGUGAGUAGUGAUAGAAAUGAAAGGAGAGGUGAGUACAUAUGGAAGCCUAAAAAUGUCCCCCCCCCCGGCCCCUUCAGUAUGAUUAAAAAGCCUCCGCCCGGGCGGAACAGUAAAAACAAAGUUUGAUACACCCUCCCUGUCUUUGUGAACCAAGUUUAACCCACCCUCCCUGUCUUUGUGAACCAAGUUUAACCCACCCUCCCUGUCUUUGUGAACCAAGUUUAACCCACCCUCCCUGUCUUUGUGAACCAAGUUUAACCCACCCUACCUGUCUUUGUGAACCAAGUUUAACCCACCCUACCUGUCUUUGUGAACCAAGUUUAACCCACUCUCCCUGUCUUUGUGAACCAAGUUUAACCCACCCUCCCUGUCUUUGUGAACCAAGUUUAACCCAGCCUCCCUGGCUUUGUGAACCAAGGUUAACCCAGCCUCCCUGGCUUUGUGAACCAAGUGAGAGUUUAAUGCGCUAUUCACUAUCAUGACCCUUUCAAAAGACGCGUUUUUUUUUUUUUAAAUCCUGAUGAUAGCAACCGGGGCAAUUGCACCUUUCGGCCCCACCCUUCGCACGGCCCUGCAUACAUUUAUUUACGGACAUUUUGAAGAUAUUUAUAAAAAGUGUUGGUAAGCUGGUGUUUUAGGCAAUAAAUAUGACCACUUCGAUGUCUACAUUUUGUUGAUUGAGUACGCUGUUGCUUUCAGACAUGCCGUCGACUUUCGGCAACAUUUAUUACAGGAGUAAGCAAGAGGGCUCAGUACUGGACGGUACCAUCAUCAUCCUCCUCAACAUGUCAUUCAAUGUCAUCGCCACCUGGUACGUGGAUCAGGUGUUCCGAGAUGACGUCCUAACGGCUAGGCCUUACUACUUUCUAUUUACGGUAAGACAUGGCCCUCGUAGGGGAUCACAUUCGGACCCCCUCGUAGGGGAUCCCAUUCGGACCCCCCCUCGUAGGGGAUCACAUUCGGACCCCCCUCGUAGGGGAUCACAUUCGGACCCCCCCAUCGUAGGGGAUCACAUUCGGACCCACCCCCUCGUAGGGAUCACAUUCGGACCCCCCCUUCGUAGGGGAUCACAUUCGAACCCCCCCCCCUCAUAGGGGAUCACAUUCGGACCAGUGGCUUAGGAAAGGGGGGUGGGUGGGUGGGUCGGAAGGGAUCGGUAUCCACACAAAUGCCAUAACAGUAAUGGACUACAUCAGGCCUGCACAACAUACGUCCCGCUGGCCGUGUGCGGCCCCCCAGCACCCACUUUGCGGCCCGUGAAGUAACGAAAUAUUCUUUUCAUUAUAACUUUCUAGCUCCUCUCUCCCCCCCCCCCAACCCCAACUGUCUGAUUUUUCUUUCGGCCCGCAGAAGUUUUUCAUAAAGUAUUACGGCCCGCCUUAAUUUUUCGGGCUGUGCAGGCCUGGAUUAGAUAAACAACGCAGCAAUAACCAUGUUCGCUGUUCAACAAUUUAGCAAGUCUUUGGUCUGCCAAUGUAGAACUCUUGAUUUUUUUUUUUUUGUCUUCUUAUCUGCAUAUUAACACUGUUAGUAGCGCUGUAUUGUUUUGCAAAUGUAUUCUGUUUGAAGAUGUGUUGCGUAGAAUGCUUAACAGAGGACUGAUCACCGGUAUAGAAAGAAAAUGAUACCAACGCCAGGGAUACUAACACCAUUCAAUUUAAUCAUACGAUCAAACUUCUAGACAAAUCCAAUAUAUAGAAAAAAAUUAAUAAAAAUAGAUCAACUUUCAGGUCAGCAAGUGAACGGGUACAAUCUUCGAAAAAUACAAAUAUCAAUAUAUACACGCACAUAAAGAAUACAAUCUUGCAGUUAUAUAACGUCAGGUGAACGUCUAGGAAAAUCAACACAAAAUCUGUCCCGGCUAGGAAAGCUGCCGGCCUAUGUUAAGGGAUUGAAUCAAAACGAUCUAGUAAAGAAAUUCUAGAAAUUUGUUUCACCUGAUAGCGUUCUUUAUAAGAAAUGGAAAAUAUUUUGGAAAGUGAACGUCCUUUUCCCGAUCAACGGAGGGGCGGGUGAAAGAAGUGGCGCAACACAAUUAACCAGUGACGUCAAUAUCAAAACAAAACAAAGAGGAGGCAAAGGGAAGAGGGGGGGGGGGCUAAAAUUAGGCCUACACCCAGGCUUUAACAACAUUCAUCACUUUGGCUAGUUUUACCUUUAAGAUGCCAAUCAGUCACUUCAUAACCAAUCGAUUAUUUGAUAGCCAAUCGAUAAUUUAAAAAGCAAUCGAUAAUUUCAUAACCAAUCUAUCAUUUCCUAAGCAUUCAGUCAUUUCGUGACCAAACAUUAAUUUUAUGAAGCAGUCGAUUAUUUCAUAGCCAGUUGGUAAUUUCAGCCAACAUUACGGUGGUCAGGGUGACCAAUGUUUAGACGACUCGGCCCAUGGAUCACUUUUCAUUUGCCGAUAUGUCGGAAGAAAUCUACUGAUUGUGAAAUAGCCACCUCAUCAUUGGGUGUGCUCUUCAAUUAACGACACAAUGUUUUGUAUAUUGUUUUCAAGCACAUGCGACUCUUCUCUUUCAGAGGUCGUUUUGGUUCCCGGAAGAACCAGACGCUGAGAUUGUUAUACCUGAGAUUCCACCACAGGACCCAAAGUAUUUUGAGCGGCCAGGCGAAGACUUGGUUCCCGGAAUACAGGUGCAGAAUCUGGUGAAGGUAAGCGGUCAAGCAUUGUCCCUAAAAUGGAGUCGUAAACACGAGUCGCUUCGAGUCGGUGACAUGACGGUGCGAAACUGGCAUAAAAAAAAGUUACAAAAUCCCGAUAUUAAAUACGUUGUAGGAGCACACACGUAAAAAGAAACAUGAAUCUCGGAACAUCGACAAAACUCACAAUUAACAGACUUUGCCUUAAGCCUCACAACCAACCAACCACCCGGUUUGACUCCAACAACCCGGGUUGAUCCGAACAUGUUUUUGUUAUACGGUUAAUGCUGUACGAUGGGUCGCUAUUUUAUUUGACUGAAAUUUUUAUGACGCGCAGGGAAUGAAGCCGUCUCGGGGUGCUAUAAUAUGAUGUGCUGACUAUAAGAUGUAGGUCUACUCGUUCUUCAGUGCGGUCAGUGCCAGACCAACGAUUGUGCGCGUAGUAAACCUGAGCAUGGGUGUGUGGUGAACAGACUUAUAACACAAGCCCGAGCGUCACGGACAGCGAGACAAGAAUAUCUCGCUAUAGAAAAAAAAAUCAGUUAACAUGAUGAAGACAUGAGUGAGCAGCAUAAAAUCAUAAUGCCCCCCCCCCCUUGCCACAAUGGGCUUCUUCUUGUUAAAAUAAGUCUACAGUGUAGCAAUGACAAGAACAAAAAACAAAUUAAUUGAAGAUCUUGAGGUAAAUGUAUUUAAGGACUGUAGCAGCAUAAAGUUACAGUUAUAUUUACAUUAAAUUUACCUUAUUUAAAAUGUUCCUUUCCUGGCCUUCAAAGCUGCAAACCUGACAUUCGUGCUCAAAUGUUAAAGGGCGGUGCUAGUGAUGAAUCGGCGAAAAUACUAAUUGUUAAGCAUUUCUGUGUUUCGAUAUUUUUGGUUUCAAAAACCUCUUUUUAAAAUUUAAAUUAGAAAUUUGUGUAGAAUAUUAUUUUGUUAUAAAUGGGUAUAAGAUCUUUUUUUUUCUUUUUUUUUUUUUUGUUUUUAAUUCGAAUCGGCGAAAAUACUAAUUUUUAAGCAAUUUUUAACGAUUCGAUUAGAAUUGGCUGACCAAAUCGUUUUUAAAGUUUCAGUGAAAGCUUUAUUUCUAUUCAAAAACCUCUUUUUAAAAUUUAAAUUAGAAAUUUGUGUAGAAUAUUAUUUUGUUAUAAAUGGGUAUAAGAUCUUUUUUUUUCUUUUUUUUUUUUUAGUUGUUAAUUCGAAUCGGCGAAAAUACUAAUUUUUAAGCAAUUUUUAACGAUUCGAUUAGAAUUGGCUGACCAAAUCGUUUUUAAAGUUUCAGUGAAAGCUUUAUUUCUCACCAUUUAGGUAAAUAUAGCUUCAAGUCACCUAAGAAAGUCACCUAAUAUUUCUAUCGGCGUUGAAUAAUGGUCAAAACGAUGUUUUUGUAGGUUCACCUCAUUUAUGACGCAUCACCCUUGAACUUUUAAUAAAGCACGCAAUUGGAUUGGUUAUUUGUGUGGACAAUUAACGUGUGAUCGGUCCUCCUUUUGGUUAGACUGAUCAGUGUGUGCUCUGUAAAUGUGCAAUUUUUCUAAAUUUUGUGUCACCACCCCCCCCCACGCCCCUGCCCGACACGGUCUCACCCGGUGCUGUCCGCGACCCCCGCAGCCCCUAGCUGUUUAUAAGAUGAAUGAUUAACUGUGUGUAAAUAUGGUCGCUUUCGCUGCACUUUGUCUGUGAAUAGCAUCAAUACGCUGGUAUAAAUAAAACGUUGUGCUUUGAAGUUGACUAUCAUAUAUCCAGGUCGCGUUUUUUUUAUCUACACUUGAGAUUAUAGAUUGAAGAGACGUUCAGAUGAAGUUGUUUUUUUAUGCCUACUUGAGAUGAUAGAUCUAAGAGUUUUUAAAAUGGAAAAGUUGUGUGUGGCUACUUGCGGUAAUGGAUUGAAGAGAUUUUAAAUGGAGAAGUGUAUUUUAGUAUGAACAAACUUAAUUUCUAUUUCAUUGAACCUCAUAUUCAGACGUUUGGUGACAUGAUUGCAGUUCGUGGCGUGACCUUGGAUGUCUACAAGGACCAUAUCACAGUACUCUUGGGACCUAAUGGAGCAGGGAAAACUACAGCAGUAUCUAUCAUCACAGGUCACAACAACAGCAAUAUCUUUAAUCACAGGUCACAAAACAGCAAUAUCUAUAAUCACAGCUCACAACAACAGCAAUUUCUAUAAUUACAAGUCACAACAACAGCAAUAUCUAUAAUCACAGGUAACAAAACAGGAAAAUCUAUAAUCACAGGUCACAGAGCUUCAAUGUCUAUAAUGGCAGGUCACAACAUCAGCAAUAUCUAUAAUCAUAGGUCACAGAGCAGCAAUAUCUAUCUCCACAAGGGAAUAUUAUUUAAAUAAAAUUGAUCUUAUUCUAUCCAAAUAAUCAAAUUGUUACAAUUGAUAAAGCUGUUUUAAUGUUCAUUCGAAGUUCGAAGUUUUUUUGUCCAUAAUUUAUAAAAUGAAAAUGAUUAUCUAUUUAAUGCACUUACUUCAAAGUCUUGAUCAAAUUUGGAAGGAAAAAAAAUGAAUGCAUUCAAAGCCUUUAGCGGUAACAAGCUAAAGAAUAGGAUUUACAGGUCUAAUUACUCUAGAUAUCUUACAAUGGAACUUCUGGCUAUAGGUUAAAUUACUCUGGAUAUCUUAAAAUGGAACUUCUGACUGUAGGUUAAAUUACCCAGAAACAGCCAGGCACUGGAGUCUUUCAAAACCGAUUUGAAAACAUAUCUUUUUCGCAAACACCUUUUGGGGGUGAUGUUGUCUACCAUCUUUUCCUGCUAGCUAAUAUCUUAUAGAUGUAUAGUGUCCUGUGCUGUUUAUGGGUAUGCUCGUAUGUAGUUUUGUAAUGUUGCGUUUUGUACUUCUAUGUGGUAAAAUAUAGAUUUUUUCAUUUCUCUUUUAAUAUGGAUGACUUUGUACCGCGCUUCGAGCCUUUGGGGAUUAAGCGUGAUUUUCAAAUAAGCUUUAUUACUCUUAUUAUUUUAUUAGAUAUCUUACAAAGGCACUUCUAACUAUUUGAAAUGACUCAAAAAUUGUCGUAUACUGGAACUUGUGACCAAGUUCAGCUACUCUACAUGUCUCUGGUAGGUUCGAUACAUAGUGGAAUCUCUCAGUUAAAUUAUUGCUGAAUAUGUCUUAUACUUCUUGGCACGAUUCGGUAUAGGUGACAUCAUCAGUGGCACUGCAGCCCAUGUGGGGCCCCGGCCUGCUCCACCACAUCCUUCCAUUCAGAACGAAUCAUGGCAUUCCACCUACAUACGCGAACCCCCAACUGGGGUAAAUCCUUCUUUACAUCGUCGAUCCAUCACAGUUUUGGUCUACCGAUGAGCCGCAUGCCCCUUGGUUUCUGUCUGUAGAUCCUUUUUCCUGCGCUAGAAUCUGGCAUCAUUUCAAUAAGUUCUGUCCAGAGCAGUCUGACUUUUUUUUUAAGGUGGGACCUAUGGGCGAGUCUUUGUAAAGUUGCUACAGCUCAAGGUUUGUACGGAUUCUCCAAAACAUAAUUGUAUAAUAACGAAACUUCUAAGUUAUCAUAUAUCACACUCCUAGGUUUAACUCGACAUAUAUAGCACUCCUAGGUUUAACUCGACAUAUAUUGCACUCCUAGGUUUAACUCGACGUAUAUUGCACUCCUAGGUUUAAUUCGACAUAUUAUAAUCCCACCCCUAGGUUUAUUGCCCCCAACAAGUGGCACGGCGUUUGUCAAUGGAUUUGACAUCAAGAAGAACAUCAAACAAGUACGAGAAAAUAUUGGACUCUGCCCCCAGCACGACGUCCUGUUUCCAAAGCUGAACGUCAGGGAGCAUCUCUAUUUCUACUGCAAGGUAAGUUGCCAAAUGAAUCCAACUUUAAUAUUAAACUGUAUUCUAUGGGACCAAGCUGUCGCUCUUUUUAUGACCCCGGGCAUGCCGUAUCUGCUGGGCGUCGCCGUAAAUCAGACCUCCCCGCGUGGGUGCCCGGAGUGUUGCCCACCCUCCACUCGUUAGUACUGGGCACUGGGCUAGUAAGUGCACCACUGUCUCCGGCGCCGGCCCGCAGCUCCGUUCCGAAGCGUGUGGACAAGACAGGAAUGAAUCCAACAGGCGCGGGGUGGAAUGCACAGGGGUCACGAGAUGUCAGGCAGCCAAUCUCAUAACCAACGCUAUCAUAACAAAACCUAUCAUAACCGUCGCUAUCAUAACCAACGCUAUCAUAAACAUCGCUAUCAUAACCAACGCUAUCUUAACAACACCUAUCAUAACCGUCGCUAUCAUAACCAACGCUAUCAUAAACAUCGCUAUCAUAACCAACGCUAUCAUAACAAAACCUAUCAUAACUAUUGCUAUCAUAACCAACUCUAUCAUAACCAAUGUAAAAACUUUAAGUCAAGCCUAUGUGUACACUUGCUCUCUUUGAAUUUCUGUUUGGAAACUGUUGACCAGGGCUUUAGCCUUUAAUUUUUACCGUUAUUUAAGUAUUUUACGCACGGUUACUUGUUUCUUUUCCUCAGCUUCGUGGUCAGUAUGGAGAGGGGUCUGAACAGGAGAUCAAUGAGAUGUUGUAUCUACUUGACCUGGGGACUAAAAGGAAGGCGUUCCCGCACCAACUAUCUGGGGGGCAGAAACGGAAACUGUCAGUGGCGUGUGCAUUUGUUGGCAACAGCAAGGUGAUUCGUGAAUCAUCAACUAUCUCACAAACCUGUGUCCCCAGUUCAUCUAUCUCAUGCACCUGUGUUCCCUAUAAACUAUCUCACGAACCUGUUGUCCCCUAUCAACUAUCUCAUGCACCUGUGUCCCCUAUCAGCUAUCUCAUGAACCUGUGUCCCAUAUCAACUAUCUCAUUCACCUGUGUCCCCUAUCAACUAUCUCAUUAACCUGUAUCCCCUAUCAACUAUCUAAAGCACCUGUGUCCCCUAUCAACUAUCUCAUGAACCUGUGUCCCCUAUCAACUAUCUCAUGCACCUGUGUCCCCUAUCAACUAUCUCAUGAACCUGUGUCCCCUAUCAACUAUCUCAUGCACCCAUUGUCCUCUUUCAUCUAUCUCACAAACCUGUGUCCCCAGUUCAUCUAUCUCAUGAACCUGUGUCCCUUCUCAUCUAUCUCACAAAAUGUGUCCCCUUUCAUCUAUCUGAGUCAAUCUUCUCUCCUCUCAACUAUCUCACCGUCUGCGUCAUAAAAUCCCAGUCUGCAGGAUUUCGAUUUCUCAUGUUCACUAGAAGGCUUGAGGCGGGGGUAUUUCCAUUGAACAAACCACUGGCAGCAAUGUGAGAACCUAUUGCAACACCCCAGCCUAACUUUUUUUACUUCACUUAGACACCGCGGUUUUACAACCCAAAUAAAAAAAUGUGUCUUAUAACAAAAGCCACAAUGCCUACUUCAACAGCCACACACCCUUAAGCAUCCUUAAACACCCUUAGACACACACCCCCCACCCAAUUAACGUGUCCUGUACCAGAUCACAAUUCUUACGUUAACAACCACACACCAUUUAACAUCCCUUAAACAAACACCAAAAAAACCAACACUAUGGAUUCUUAUAACAUCCCUUAAACACACACCAAAAAAACCAACACUAUGGAUUCUUAUAAAAUCCCUUAAACACACACCAAAAAAACCAACACUAUGGAUUCUUAUAACAUCCCUUAAACACACACCAAAAAACCAACACUAUGGAUUCUUAUAACAUCCCUUAAACACACACCAAAAAAACAAACACUAUGGAUUCUUAUAACAUCCCUUAAACACACACCAAAAAAAACCAACACUAUGGAUUCUUAUAACAUCCCUUAAACACACACCAAAAAAAACAAACACUAUGGAUUAUUAUAACAUCCCUUAAACACACACCAAAAAAACCAACACUAUGGAUUCUUAUAACAUCCCUUAAACACACACCAAAAAAACAAACACUAUGGAUUCUUAUAAAAUCCCUUAAACACACACCAAAAAAACAAACACUAUGGAUUCUUAUAACAUCCCUUAAACACACACCAAAAAAACCAACACUUUGGAUUCUUAUAACAUCCCUUAAACACACACCAAAAAACCAACACUAUGGAUUCUUAUAACAUCCCUUAAACACACACCAAAAAAACCAACACUAUGGAUUCUUAUAACAUCCCUUAAACACACACCAAAAAACCAACACUAUGGAUUCUUAAAACAUCCCUUAAACACACACCAAAAAAAACAAUACUAUGGAUUCUUAUAACAUCCCUUAAACACACACCAAAAAACCAACACUAUGAAUUCUUAUCCCUUAAACACACACCAAAAAAAACAACACUAUGGAUUCUUAUAACAUCCCUUAAACACACACCAAAAAAACAAACACUAUGGAUUCUUAUAACAUCCCUUAAACACACACCAAAAAAACCAACACUAUGGAUUCUUAUAAAAUCCCUUAAACACACACCAAAAAAACCAACACUAUGGAUUCUUAUAACAUCCCUUAAACACACACCAAAAAAACCAACACUAUGGAUUCUUAUAACAUCCCUUAAACACACACCAAAAAACCAACACUAUGGAUUCUUAUAACAUCCCUUAAACACACACCAAAAAAACCAACACUAUGGAUUCUUAUAACAUCCCUUAAACACACACCAAAAAACCAACACUAUGGAUUCUUAUAGCAUCCCUUAAACACACACCAAAAAACCAACACUAUGGAUUCUUAUAACAUCCCUUAAACACACACCAAAAAACUAACACCAUGGAUUUUUAUAACAUCCCUUAAACACACACCAAAAAAACAAACACUAUGGAUUCUUAUAAAAUCCCUUAAACACACACCAAAAAAACCAACACUAUGGAUUCUUAUAACAUCCCUUAAACACACACCAAAAAACCAACACUAUGGAUUCUUAUCCCUUAAACACACACCAAAAAAACCAACACUAUGGAUUCUUAUAACAUCCCUUAAACACACACCAAAAAACCAACACUAUGAAUUCUUAUCCCUUAAACACACACCAAAAAACCAACACUAUGGAUUCUUAUAACAUCCCUUAAACACACACCAAAAAAACAAACACUAAGGAUUCUUAUAACAUCCCUUAAACACACACCAAAAAAACCAACACUAUGGAUUCUUAUAAAAUCCCUUAAACACACACCAAAAAAACCAACACUAUGGACUCUUAUAACAUCCCUUAAACACACACCAAAAAACCAACACUAUGGAUUCUUAUUUACCAAAAAGAUUAUAGCUGUUUUUUUUGAUUGGCAUUCCGAAGAUCGUAUUUCUGGACGAGCCGUCGACAGGGAUGGACCCUAACGCCAGGCAACAGCUCUGGAAGUUUCUGGAGAUCAUGCACCCCGGACGGACGCUCCUUCUGACCACGCACUACAUGGAUGAGGCGGACAUCCUCGGAGACCGGAUAGCCAUCAUGGCCAAGGGCG
Lymnaea stagnalis (great pond snail) is the source of this 22703-nucleotide messenger RNA. The record is from the annotation of a GenBank genome assembly. Lineage: Eukaryota; Metazoa; Mollusca; Gastropoda; Lymnaeidae.